AUGGACACAAUUGACACCACCGAGCUGGCACUGGUCGAGAGACUCGAAUCACGGAGACAACAGCUCAGGGAGGCUGAAGAGGGUUUUAUGGUGGCUGAAGCGGGUCCUAGGGAGGCUGAAGCCGGUCUCGACCUGUAUCGAAGAAAUCAGGAGAUCGAGCGACAGUUCGCCUUGGACCAUGCGUUAGCUCUUACCCUCCAGGAGACGGAGAACCGAGAUCAGCGUCUACGAAACGACGAGGAGGGCGGGGACAGCCUCAGGGAGACCGAUGAUGAAGGCACUGGUCAGCGGACUUGCGUCGCCUGUCUCGAUGACUUCAGCGAACACGAUACGCAUCGCAGCCCCUGUGGCCACGACUGGUGCCGAACCUGUAUCGUCAACCGCUACGACAUGGCCGCCAAGAGCACCCACCUUUUCCCAGCGCAGUGCUGUGACGAGCCCAUCUUGCCCGAUAAUCACGAACUUAUCGCCCCGGAGACCUGGCUUCGGUACUUUCAGAAGAAGACUCAGGUCGAGACGCCGAACCCUACAUUCUGCUCUAGUCGCCACUGCAGCAAGUUCAUCCCACUUCAGCACAUUGACGAGGGCCAAGCCAGACUCGAUGGGUUCCUAGGCAUCCUUGGCCUGGGCCUGUGGAGUCUGUCGGCUUCGACGGCACGGAUGCCUCUGUCGAAGAGACAGCUGUGGAUCACGGAGCUCCUGCAGCUAGACGACGCCCUAGACGGCGCCCUAGACACGCGACGCAAACCAAUUCGGGCUGCGAUGCGCAUAGUUGGCGACGUAUUGGACCUGUCGCCAUACCUCUUGCCGACGGUGCAGAAGAUCUUCAUGCUCUUCUCCAUCAUGGACAUCUGUCUCGACCACUUGGACCUGCAAACGCGCAGUCUCGUCAUCAAAAUACUGAGACAGGAUGCCGACGAGGCCAAGGCCAAGAUGAGGGGCAAGCCAGGCCAGCUUGUUUACGACUCCAAGAUCGCGUUCGAUGCCUACCUGGCUGAUCUCGAGGCUCAGACUGCUUUCCUCUUGGACAAAGCCAUGGCGGAAAGCAUCGCCCAGGCCGUGCACCGCGACGACGACAUCGUCGCUGCAGCUCUGGCCCAGGAGAGACAAGCUGCAAGCGACCGACGGGCAGCCUUGCAGCUCCACGAACAUGGUCGACUUCCACAAAUUCCCCAGCGCUCACAGCCCGCCGAGAACGCAGAAAUCGACGACGAGCUCCGCGCCAAACUUGAGGCUCGAUACAACUUGCCUCCUCGCGACGACAACGAGGACAUAUAUUCAGCAGAUAUCCCCAUCCAGAAUCUGUCCCUACGACCAAAGAAGGUUCGCCCAUGCUUGAUCUGCACCGAAAGCUUCGCCUUUCACGAUCUUGCAAGACUCCCUUGCGCUCAUGAGUACUGUCGCGGAUGUCUCCAGGAGCUUUUCACGAAGUCCCUCACCGACGAAACCUUGUUUCCCGCUCGAUGCUGCAGGAAAAACAUCCCUGUGACUGAAAUUCAGAUUCAAAUCUUCCUCGGCGGCCAGCUGGUGGGAAAAUACCUGGCCAAGAAGGUCGAGAUGGAAACGCCAAACAGAACGUACUGCCACCGGCCGGCCUGCUCCACCUUCGUUCCUCGCCAAGGAAUCAAGAACGACAUCGCAACAUGCCCUAAAUGCCAUGAUAAGACCUGUUCCAUUUGCAAAGCUGCCGCACACAAGGGCACUGACUGCCCCAAAGAUGAGGCAGCUCAGCAGCUCUUGGACCUGGCAAAAGAGCAGGGCUGGAAGCAAUGCUAUGCUUGCAACAAACUCGUCGAGCUCACAGUGGGUUGCAACCACAUGACUUGUCGAUGCGGCGCUCAAUUCUGCUACAUCUGCGGUGCAAUCUGGAAAGAGAAGGGCCAGCCAGGAGCGUGCAGCUGCGAGGUGUUCGACGAAAACACUCUCUACCGCCAGGCCGCACAGGAUGCAGCCCGUGACCCGGGAUUCCACCAGCAGCCCCAAGCUCGACAGCGGCAGAUUGUCCAGCAGCGCCGCGCUCGCAUUGCCCGGAACCACGCCUGCCAGCAUACCGACUGGACCUCGGAGCGCGGUGUCUUCACCUGCCACCAAUGCAACGACGUCAUGCCGAAAUACAUCCUGCAGUGUCGGCGGUGCAACCUGGAGCUCUGCGACCGAUGCAAGCGCAAUCGCUUGAGGUGA
Molecule: messenger RNA, 2181 nt
Organism: Diaporthe citri
Lineage: Eukaryota; Fungi; Ascomycota; Sordariomycetes; Diaporthales; Diaporthaceae
Exons: 5
Coding region: 1-2181 (726 amino acids)
Biological process (GO): positive regulation of proteasomal ubiquitin-dependent protein catabolic process; protein polyubiquitination; ubiquitin-dependent protein catabolic process
Cellular component (GO): cytoplasm; ubiquitin ligase complex
Molecular function (GO): ubiquitin conjugating enzyme binding; zinc ion binding; ubiquitin protein ligase activity
Source: RefSeq, a predicted model, not a curated record